UCUCUUCCAUGUGUCCGCAUCGCGAGAGAACCUGUGAGACCACGAGCCGUGGAUCGCGUGUCUGGAAAUAUUGUUUUUAACAAAUGUAGCGAGCUUUCGGUUACGGUAAGGUGUAGUUGUACGCAUAACAGUUCAUUAUCGCGACAGAUCGACGAUUCCACGGCGAGUAACGGUAUAUCGCGAGCCGGUUGCCGCUUUCGUUCAGCAGCUGGUCCGGUCUCGACAAAGCCGCGCGAGACUAUUGUCUGUGCAUCCAAUUGACGAACACGCGCCAAUACCGCAACGUGCGUGUACAUUUAUGCGUUGCGAGAUACACGCGUAUUUCCUCGAUCGUUCUACCGCACGUGUGUGCUCAGAGACAAAGCGCGCUUUCGAUCGUAGCGUCUACGUCAACACCGAACGAGUGUCAGACUUCAGGCCGUACACCACGCUUGACAUAUCUUCACGUAAACCCUCGACUGAUUCUGACUCUGAGAAUCUUCUAAUGGAGACUGAGCAACGUUAUCUCGACGAGCCAAGCAUUCCUGAAUUCUGUACAAAUACAUAUAACCCAUCGCCAAGUGAAAAGAAUAUGAUACCAGAAGCAUAUGAAGUCGAUAUGCUUAUUAAUGAAUAUUAUAUGCUAGAAUAUAGUAGAAAUUUUUGGCCAGAUGAACACAAGAAGACACUUAUCUCACAACAGUUAGAAUCUUCACAAUCUACAGAAUCGACAAUACCUAUUAAGCAAGAAGAAGAUAACUGGUUUGAGACCCAUCUGAUGGUACAGGAAAUGUUUCCGGAAUUGGCAAAUAUAUAUAUUCCUGACGCAUUACAUGGUGUAGAAACUAUACUUCCAGAACCGCAGGAAGAGUUGCAUGAUGUAAAACCUGCACUCGCAGAACCAUGUAAAGAAUUACAUGAUGUAGAAACUACACUUGCAGAAUCACAGAUUAUAAAAGAAGAAACAGUUGAAAUUAAAGAAGAAAAUGCAUGUAAGAAAUUAAAUAAUGUUUCGCUCAAAACUGAAAUAAAAAUUGAAGAAGAAAUUAAUAUAGAAACUGAAAUUAUGAAUGAGCCCACAACAUCACAAAAAGCAUUGGAAUCUCUUAAGAGAAAUGCAAGUACUAAGAAAGUCAAUUUGUGUUCAAAAAAGAGAAAACUGAAAACAGAAAAUGUAGUUACAAAAACUAAACAAGAGGAACAAAAAGAGAAUGUAGAUAUUGAUUCUAUAUCAAAUAUAACACAAGGUAAAGUUAUAGAAGCUGUUGACUUAUCAAGUCUAUUAGAAAAAUUUGAAGAAAUGGAAAAAUUGGCACCGUUACCAAACUUGCAUAAUAAACCAACUAUUAAAGACAUUCCUUCACAUCGUGCUAAAUCAACAAAAAAAACACAAAAUAGACCUAUUAAGCAACAGAGUUAUCAAAAUAACGUGCCCAAGAAAUCUCUUAAACACACUUCAAAUCAACACAAUGUCAACUCGAACUCGUCACAAAAACCUGCAGAAAUGACAAAGAUUCCAGAAUCUAAGAAGAUUGUCCCUAAUUCUGUCAAAAAUGUCUCUUCAAUAAACAUUGAGCACGACUACUGCAUUGUUUAUACUGACAACAGCUCAGUGAAAAAUGAUCAUAUAUCUAAAGCACACACAAGCAAAGACACAGUAACGACUAAAGAAGGCAAUAUACCAACAGGUUCUUCUUUAUCUAAUAAACAACCGAAUAAUCACAGUUGGACAAACAUUAAUUCCGCUCUUGCCAGAAAUAUUUUAAAGUCUCGACAGAAAAUAGAAGUUCAAACAGGAUCAAAAGUGCAACAGAUGGUCUCUGUACUAAAAAAGCCACCGAAUCCAUUGCCAAACAGUACCAAACAAUGUUCACUACCAAAUAAUAUGAAAGAAAGCAUAAUGACUAUCACUAACAGCUCAAGCGGCGAAAUUCAAAAUAUAAUCCAACAAAAUACACAAGAGAACAUGCCAUUGCAAAAUAUAAAACAACCUGUCCGUAAGAUAGGACUUGCAGAAUAUCGGGAAAAACAACGAUUACUCAUGAAAAACACAAAACCUUUAGUACAAAAAAAAGUCGUUUAUACUUAUAAUGCAUCUACCAUGACUGCAUCUUCUUUAGAAGAUUCUUCUAAAAAUGAAGAUAGAAAAGAUUGGUCAAUGAGAGAAAUUGAUACAGUCAUAAUAUCAGAAACAGAAAAACAGAAAAAGAAAGAAUUUUGCAACGCAUUUACACAAACAUACAAAACUAUAUUUGAAUUUUCCAAAAGCUCGACGGAAAACGAAAGGGACAAUAUCGCAGAAAGUAUCAGCGAAAGGGCCAAUGUCGCAGAAAGUACCAACGAAAGGGACAAUGUUGUAGAAAGUACCAGCGAAAAGCCCAGUAUCGCAGAAAAUACCAACAAAAGGGAUAAUGUCGUAGAAAGUGCCAAUGAAAGUGGGUCGACUCAAACGGAAUCCAGUACUAAAAGGAAAAGUAGAAGUAGAAGUAAAAGUAGGAACAAAAGCAAGACAAGGACAACAAGUAAGAGCAAGAACAAGAGCACGCACAAGAAAAGAAGAAUUGAGCGCAAACAUAAAAGCAAAAACCGGCAUUUAAGCACCAGCUCAAGCAGAAGUAGAAGUGACAGCAGAAGUAGAAGCAGAAGCAACUCCCAUAGUCACCACCAUAAAUACAAUAGGCGAAGAAGUCGCGACAGCUCAAGUUCUUCUUCUUCUUGUACGUCCAAUACCAGAUCAAGGAAGCGUUCCCGUUCUAGCUCUUACAACUCGAAAUCUCCUUCAAGAUAUUAUUCACGUCGUUCAAGAUCGCCGUCUGCCUCAAGAAGUAAAAGAAGUAGAAGAUGGUCAAGCGAUCGUGAACGACAGUACGAUAGAGAUCAAAAAUAUAGGAGAGAAUCCCGCAAAGAUCGAGACUUAAGAAGCAGGUCACCUCCACAAUAUAGCCAUCGACCUUACAACGAGAGAACCCGUAGGGAAUGGCAACGGCAAGUGGAGGAAAGGCGAGUCGUAUACGUGGGAGGCAUUGAAGAUGGAACCACAAAAGCCGAACUUCGCAAACGUUUUGAAAAGUUCGGUCGUAUUGUGGAAGUUAGUCUCCAUUUUCGUACACAAGCUAUAAAUUUCGGCUUUGUCACAUUCGAAUAUAAAGACGAUGCGUACAAAGCCGUAGAACACGGUAACGACGGCCAAGCUCUCAAGUAUCAUCUAUCUUUCGGGGGUCGUAGAGCUUUUUGUCAAGUCAACUAUGCGGAUCUUGAUGGUAGUGGAAGUUCAUACGGUAAUUCCAACUCACCGGUGGACAAUAGCAGUUUUGACGAUCUCUUACAGCAGGCACUGAAUCGUCAAAAAUUGGUUUGACAAUUGUGUAUAUAUAUAUAUAUUGUCUAAUGAUUGUAAAUUUUAUUUAAAUAUAAUUAAAUAUAUAUAUAUAUAUAUAUAUAUAUAUAUAUAUAUAUAUUAAAUGUAAAUAUAU
Odontomachus brunneus is the source of this 3452-nucleotide messenger RNA. RefSeq names its product serine/arginine repetitive matrix protein 4. Gene Ontology annotation, biological process: positive regulation of transcription by RNA polymerase II. Gene Ontology annotation, cellular component: nucleus. Lineage: Eukaryota; Metazoa; Arthropoda; Insecta; Hymenoptera; Formicidae. The transcript is spliced from 14 exons. The record is from RefSeq and is a predicted model, not a curated record. Gene Ontology annotation, molecular function: transcription factor binding; RNA binding. The coding region runs from base 299 to 3337 and encodes 1012 amino acids.